Messenger RNA from Triticum dicoccoides, 2104 nucleotides. RefSeq names its product probable methyltransferase PMT9. Gene Ontology annotation, cellular component: trans-Golgi network; cytoplasm; endosome. Lineage: Eukaryota; Viridiplantae; Streptophyta; Magnoliopsida; Poales; Poaceae. Gene Ontology annotation, molecular function: methyltransferase activity. The transcript is spliced from 7 exons. The record is from RefSeq and is a predicted model, not a curated record. Bases 1 to 1827 code for a protein of 608 amino acids.
AUGAAGCCGCACCCCCCGCCGCCGCCGCCGCCGGGCAGCCGGGGGUGGGGCGCGGGCGCGACGGGCCGCCGCCGGGCCUUCGCGUGCGCCCUCGCCGGGGCCGCCCUCGCGUUCGCGCUCCUCUGCCUCUUCCACGGCGCCGCCUUCGGCCCCACCCUCCGCCUCCGAGCCUCGCAGGUCCAGGCCCAGGCCCCGCUCCCCGACGGCCUCGCGCUCUCCUCCCUCCCGGUGUGCGACGCGAGGCACUCGGAGCUGAUCCCGUGCCUGGACCGGGGUCUCCACCACCAGCUCCGCCUCAGGCUCAACCUCUCCCUCAUGGAGCACUACGAGCGCCACUGCCCGCCCGCGCCCCGCCGCCUCAACUGCCUCAUCCCCCCACCCGAUGGCUACCUGGUGCCGAUCAGGUGGCCGAGGAGCAGGGACGAGGUGUGGACGGCCAACAUACCCCACACGCACCUCGCCUCCGAGAAGUCAGACCAGAGGUGGAUGGUGGUGAACGGCGACAAGAUCAACUUCCCCGGCGGAGGCACCCACUUCCACCACGGCGCCGACAAGUACAUUGUGAACCUCGCGCAGAUGUUGGGGUUUCCAAAUGACAAGCUGAACAACGAAGGCAACAUCAGGAACGUGCUCGACGUCGGCUGCGGGGUUGCUAGCUUCGGGGCUUACCUCCUACCGCUGGAUAUAAUUGCAAUGUCGCUUGCUCCCAACGAUGUGCACGAGAACCAGAUUCAGUUUGCCCUUGAGAGGGGGAUCCCGUCGACCCUUGGUGUGCUGGGCACAAGGAGGCUGCCAUAUCCAAGCCGCUCAUUCGAGCUGGCGCAUUGCUCACGCUGUCGAAUCGACUGGUUGCAGAGGGAUGGGAUCUUGUUGCUGGAAGUGGAUAGGGUUUUGAGGCCUGGAGGGUAUUUCGUUUAUUCCUCACCAGAGGCUUAUGCUCAUCAUGAUCCAGCUAACCGGAAGAUAUGGAAGCAGAUGAGCAAUCUUGCUCAGAGGAUGUGCUGGAGGAUUGCUUCAAAGGAGGGCCAGACGGUGAUAUGGGUCAAACCAUUGACAAAUGGGUGCUAUAUGAGGAGAGAGCCCAGAGCACUUCCUCCCAUGUGUGCCCAUGAUGAUGACCCAGAUGCUGCUUGGAAUGUCCUCAUGAAAGCAUGCAUAACUCCCUACUCCAAGAGAGUUAACAAGGCUAAAGGAGCCGAACUGCUUCCCUGGCCACAAAGGCUCACAGCACCACCCCCUCGUUUGGAAGAGAUUGGAAUCAGUUCAAAGAAUUUUUCUGAAGACAAUGAAAUUUGGAAUUCUAGAGUUGCUCAGUACUGGAAACUUAUGAAAUCUGAGAUACAGAAGUAUUCCUUCAGAAAUGUUAUGGAUAUGAAUGCUAACCUUGGCGGAUUUGCAGCAUCACUGAGGAAAAAGGAUGUCUGGGUAAUGAAUGUAGCCCCUUUCAUGGAAUCUGGAAAACUGAAGAUCAUAUAUGACCGUGGUUUGAUAGGGACAAUCCAUGACUGGUGCGAGUCAUUCUCGACAUACCCUCGUACCUACGACCUCCUUCACGCGUGGCUCCUGUUCUCUGAGAUGGAGAAUCAAGGCUGUGGCCUGGAAGAUCUGCUGAUCGAGAUGGACCGCAUCAUGAGGCCUCAUGGGUACGCCAUCAUCAGGGACAAAGCUGCUGUCAUAGACUACAUCAAGAAGCUUCUACCCGCGCUGAGAUGGGACGACUGGUCAUCUGAGGUGAAACCAAAGAGAGACGCACUUUCGUCAGAUGAUGAAAGAGUCUUGAUCGUUAGGAAGAAGCUAUGGGAUCAGGCAGCGCAGGCGGCUUCCUAGCAAGCAGGCGCAAAACUGCUCUUGUUCUGAUCUUAUUAACUGUCGUUUCCCAACUCGUAGCUGUAUUAUAUGGUAGUUCUCUGCCUCUUCCAUUAGAACUUGCACACACUAUCCUUUCUCCGCAGUUUUGUGUCUGUGAUGGAAUGUUCACAGAAGAGAUAGGAGGAGUAUGACAUGAAGAGUUGCAGACUUCAAUGGUUCAGAAUUCACAGGACAAUAUGGUCGUCGAAAAAUGCUAAUCUCACUUUCGUAAAUUGAUGCCAUUUUAGAAUUGACA